UAAAUAGCAUUUGUGUGCACAACCUCCCUGCCUGUCUUCAGAAAGUGCUGUCUCAGCAGUGCGAGGCCUCGGCUUUAACGUAAACAUUGGCAUACGUUGCUAGUCUGGGUUGUGAAAUGUUUAGUGCGUGUACUCUUGGGAGUUUGCAAGCGUGUACCAUUCGUGGUAUGGAUCAGCUUCUGCCUGGAAAUGUCUAACUCUAGUCAGGAAAGUGAAUAGUUCUGGUUUACUUUAUAAUGGAAAGGGAAACCUUUUGUCUCUCUUAGAGCAAGAUGUAGAAUUGAAAGGUAGUUUGUGCUGUGCCUGUAGCCAGGCCUCUUUCCUUUUGCUUGGAGAGCUUCUGAAAAAAUCCUCUAAUCAAGCGAUUUUCUUCUGUCCAGUAAGGUAAUUGGUUAUGGUUUUGCCAGGCCUUACGUUAGCCCUUUCAAUUAGUGAUUGACUAAACCUCUUUAAAACCAUUUGCUGUCUGCUUUGCUCCCUGGGUGGAGAGGACCCUGCUACGCGCCGUCUCUUCAGUGGUGCUUUGUACUCCUGCUUGUUUCUGAGCUCUGGCACAAUGAUGCACGUAUGGAAGAGGGCGUGUGGACCGAUCCGGAGAGGUACACCCAACAAACUCGGGUGUGGGAAUGGCUGCUGCCACCUUUAGAGGUGGACUUGCAGUCCCAUCUGUUUUGAUAUGAUUGAAGAAGCCUACAUGACAAAAUGUGGACACAGCUUCUGCUAUAAAUGUAUUCACCAGAGCUUGGAGGACAAUAACAGAUGUCCCAAAUGCAACUAUGUUGUGGACAACAUAGAUCACCUUUAUCCCAACUUCCUAGUCAAUGAACUUAUUCUUAAACAGAAGCAAAGGUCUGAGGAGAAAAGACUCAAACUGGACCAUUCAGUGAGUAGCACCAAUGGCCAUAGGUGGCAGAUAAUACAAGAUUUGUUGGGAACUGAUCAGGACAAUCUUGACUUGGCCAAUGUCAACCUGAUGCUGGAGCUGCUGGUGCAAAAGAAGAAGCAGUUGGAGGCAGAGUCCCAUGCUGCCCAAUUGCAGAUCCUUAUGGAAUUCCUCAAAGUUGCCAGGAGAAACAAACGAGAGCAACUGGAGCAGAUCCAGAAGGAGCUAAGCGUUCUGGAGGAAGAUAUUAAACGAGUCGAGGAAAUGAGUGGCUUGUACUCUCCAGUCAGUGAGGACAGCACAGUGCCGCAGUUCGAGGCUCCCUCGCCUUCACACAGUAGUAUUAUCGACUCCACGGAGUACAGUCAGCCCCCAGGCUUCAGUGGCAGCUCUCAGACCAAAAAGCAGCCGUGGUAUAACAGCACGCUAGCCUCGCGACGCAAGCGGCUCACAGCUCAUUUUGAGGACCUGGAGCAGUGCUAUUUUUCCACCAGGAUGACACGCGUCUCGGAUGACAGCAGAACCACAAGCCAGCUGGAUGAGUUUCAGGAGUGCCUAUCCAAGUUCACGCGCUACAAUUCUGUCCGACCCCUGGCAACGCUGUCUUACGCCAGUGACCUCUACAAUGGCUCCAGCAUCGUAUCCAGUAUCGAGUUCGACCGAGACUGUGACUACUUUGCCAUUGCUGGGGUGACAAAGAAGAUUAAAGUCUAUGAGUAUGGUACAGUCAUUCAGGAUGCGGUGGAUAUUCACUACCCUGAGAAUGAAAUGACCUGUAAUUCCAAAAUCAGCUGUAUCAGCUGGAGUAGUUACCACAAGAACCUGCUAGCCAGCAGCGACUAUGAAGGCACCGUCAUCCUGUGGGAUGGAUUCACGGGACAAAGAUCCAAGGUCUACCAGGAGCAUGAGAAAAGGUGCUGGAGUGUUGACUUUAACUUGAUGGACCCAAAGCUCUUGGCUUCAGGCUCUGAUGAUGCCAAAGUGAAGCUGUGGUCUACCAACUUGGACAACUCAGUAGCAAGCAUCGAGGCCAAGGCCAAUGUGUGUUGUGUCAAAUUCAGCCCCUCUUCUAGGUAUCACCUCGCUUUUGGCUGUGCAGAUCACUGUGUUCACUACUACGAUCUUCGUAACACUAAGCAGCCAAUCAUGGUGUUCAAAGGGCAUCGCAAGGCAGUCUCCUACGCAAAAUUUGUGAGCGGGGAAGAAAUCGUCUCUGCGUCAACAGACAGUCAGCUGAAACUGUGGAAUGUAGGGAAACCUCACUGCUUGCGCUCCUUCAAGGGUCACAUCAAUGAGAAGAACUUCGUAGGGCUGGCGUCCAAUGGAGACUACAUCGCCUGUGGAAGCGAAAAUAAUUCCCUUUACCUAUACUAUAAGGGCCUCUCAAAGACACUGCUGACGUUCAAGUUUGAUACAGUCAAAAGUGUCCUGGACAAGGACCGGAAAGAAGAUGACACAAAUGAGUUUGUGAGUGCUGUAUGCUGGAGGGCGCUACCAGACGGGGAGUCCAACGUGCUGAUUGCUGCUAACAGUCAGGGUACAAUUAAGGUACUGGAGCUGGUAUGAAGGGUUUUCUCUCAAGGCAUGAGGUACUUGGUCCUGCUACAGUGUUCGUCUGGGAUCCUCAGCGGGACAAGAAACCAAAACCACCUUGAUGUUCCUCCCCAAAACCAUCAUGUUUGGGUUUUUUUCCAUUUAUGAACUUUAUAGGACAUUUUGAGACACUGGAAACACCAGUGAACUGUCUGCCAUCAACAUUAACUCCACAGACUUUGCUGCUGCUGGUGGUGGUGGUAUGGUUGUCUAAUUUUUAUGAUAGGAAAACAAAUUCUUUUAAAUAAAAACAAAAAGGAAUAAUAAAAUUUAUUGAGCCACAAGCUGAAGCUGGAAGAUUCUCUCUUGUUGCAUAUGGGAACAGAUUUACUUGGGAAGGGAGCUUACAGGACCACACAGGGCUGUCUUCAGUUGUACAUCUCUGGUUACUUUCAUCUGGACUGUUCCUUCAUCCCAUUGGAAAAAAGAAAGUGUCUAAGCCUUACCUGGACAUGCAAGCAAUCUGCUUUGAGAUCCCAUCAUGCUACGUUUCGGUUGUUCCUUUGAUUUAUUUUUCUUUUAGAUACAUUAAAUGUUGAGAAAUGUCGCCGAGGAUGACACUGCUGGAGACCGAAUUCCUCUGGUCGUCAAGAAGAGAGGGGCAGCUUCCCCUUCCUCAUCUCCUUUCGCCCCUGCCUCCACCCCGAGGGGCAGCUCCCAAGGAGGGGAGUAAGUAUUCUUCUGUCCCCUGGAGCCUGGGCCUCUGCCUGCCACCAGCAGCGUGCUGAGAUGAGGUGACCUGCAGUUGCCUGGGACCUGGACUGACCUCACCAAGACCUUGCGGGAUAACCAUCUCCCUCCCCUCUGACCUGGCUGCGCUUGACGAUCUCAGCUAGAGGAGGAAGCUUCUAGAUCCAGUUACCAAAGCCCUGCACCACUUAAUCGCCCGUGUGGUCUGGUUGUGUUUGCCCCUCUCUGCACACCACGGAAGCCAAACGUUUAGAAUGUUGUAAUAAGAGAGGGGAUGGAGUUGGUUUGUAAUGUGUUUCAGAGCCAUGAUAUAAGUAGCCUUAUUUUUAAUGGUCAUGCAUACACUUAAUUGUACAUACGGAGGGGGAAUAAACCAUGAUGCUAAGAGUUGUUGUUGCUUUGUUGGCAGGACAGCAGGAGGGGUAAGAAGGUGCAGAUGGGCUUUAUGAGUAGCAUUCAUGCUGAGCUGUCAGGAUUGCUGCCAGAACUUGUUAAGCUCGAAAGUGGAAUUGGUGGGCGUAGCAUCUUUUCCUGGUUUGGGGCGUCAGAGGUGCAGCGAUACCUGUAGGAAGUGGUUUUGGUUUGCAAAUAGAAUCUCUCUCUGUUCAUUCAUUGCAGUCCCCGUCUCCCUUGUGCCUCUGAGGCUGAGAUUGCUGCAGGGACUUGGCUGGUAGUCCGGCUGGUAACAGCCUGAUUCUGGUCUUCCCAGAAGGAUUGUGAGGUCUUGUGACAUCCUUUGGUCACAGGACAGAAAAGCAAAAAUGAGGACGCUCUUGGGCAAAGAACAAAGGAGCAGGGAUGAAGCCUUUCAGAGGCAGGACAGAUCCUGUCCUGGUUCAGUGUUGGUGCCCGUUUCUGGUGGGGUCGCGGGGGACCAGCAGCUCUGGUUCUCAGCACCUGGGACACACUGAAAUUGCUGUUGGCUUCUGGAGUUGUCCAGUGGGGAGAAAUGUGAUGUUCAGCUCUGAGAGGUGUGGAUUUCUUCCAUGAUUUCUGGCACGCCAGUGUGGGGAAGAGCAAUGAGAGGAGGAAGGAAGAGAGAGCAGGGCACGCUAGCGCGUCCUGCUCCAAGGUGCUGUCUGCAGGUCUCCAUUGUAUGAGUCACUGUGGCAGAAGGAAACAAAAUUGGUUCCUUCUGUCUGACGGCAGCUGUCUGACGCGUCCCGCUGAGCACUAGCUUGAUUUCCAUUUUAAGAGAAUCUGGUGCUGGGUAACUGUGCUGAGCUGGGCAGAGCAUCCUUCCCAGCCAGGCACCUCUGAAGGCAGGGCCGCUGCAAAAAGUGCCGUCAUCGCUCUUGCUCCUUCCCCUGGUUUCGGGCGUGGGUUUCCCUCAGCUUCUGGCUUGUGUAUCGAUGCCUGCUAAUCCAUUCUGCGAGCUGCUGUGGCUGCCGUUGCCCCCCUGCUCCGUGCCACGCAGCCGCUGCUUGGCAGGUGACCUCAUUCCUUCUCUCCCUCCACUUGAAGGUCCUCUGUGUUUUAAAUUGAAAUCACUUUGGUGAAGCUGAGAUCGUCAAAACAAGAAAACA
Messenger RNA from Cuculus canorus (common cuckoo), 4692 nucleotides. RefSeq names its product COP1 E3 ubiquitin ligase (gene COP1). The record is from RefSeq and is a predicted model, not a curated record. Gene Ontology annotation, biological process: proteasome-mediated ubiquitin-dependent protein catabolic process. The coding region runs from base 677 to 2449 and encodes 590 amino acids. The transcript is spliced from 20 exons. Gene Ontology annotation, molecular function: protein binding; ubiquitin protein ligase activity. NCBI's taxonomy places the organism in Eukaryota, Metazoa, Chordata, Aves, Cuculiformes, Cuculidae.